AACAUCAGAGAAACUAUGACUCCCGGAAAGUAAUUACUGCUAAAAAGAGGUCAAAGUCUAAUAUGUGUGAUUGAUGUGGCCUUGGAUGUACACUUGGAUCUAUGUAACAGUUUUUUCUGUGUUUUCUUGUGGUUCCAGCAGACUCUUGUUUAUCAUAUAGAUUCUGAAUAUGUUUAUACUGUAUAUAUUUAUGUAUGUUUGUUUUUUUAAGCCGCAGGUGUCUCACUCUACCUCAGUAAACAAACAUGAAGUUCUUCAGAAUGUAAAGAGUAAGAUGAAAUCAGGAAUGAUGGCGGACUCUGAGUGGAUAAUCCAAGGAAUCAAGGAGUCGGUCUCUCUGAAAAAGAUAUACACACACCUAUUCAUCAUCAAUGACGAGUCAGACCCCAUCAAUAGAGAACAUGAGAUCUGGCAGAUCGAGACGUCACAUGAUUUAAACACAUCGGCACAGACAGUCAUCAACUACAACCAAAUCCUUCACCCACCCGGAGUUGAGAACAGAAUCAUAAAGACCGUUCUAACUAAAGGAAUUGCUGGAAUUGGAAAAACGUUCACCGUGCAGAAGUUUGUCCUCGACUGGGCAAGUGGAGUGUCAAAUCCAGAUUUGGACUUUGUGUUUCUCUUCCCGUUUAGAGAGCUGAACUUGGUUGAAGGAGAAAAGAGUCUUUUUGACCUGAUUUGUGACUUUUACCCUGAUUUUAAAGAGGCGAGACAGAUCUGUGAAUGGAUAUGCAAUAGGAAAGUUCUAUUCAUAUUAGAUGGUCUGGAUGAAUAUAAAAAUGGUUUGACCUCCAACAGCCUUUUGUCAGAUGUGACUAAAGAAGCCACAGUUGAUGUCCUUCUAGUAAACCUUCUGCGAGGAAAACUUCUCCCAUCCGCUCACGUGUGGAUCACCAGCCGUCCCGUCGCAGCUGCACAGCUUCCAUCUGAGAUCUUCCGAAAGGGAUACAUCACACAUAUCAGAGGAUUCACCGAUGAGCAAAAGGAGGAGUACUUCAUGAGGCAGAUUGAGAAUAUAAAGCUAACCAAAGAAGUCAUCUGUCACCUAAAGUCUCAAAAGAGCCUGUGGAUAUUGUGCCACAUACCUCUGUUUUGUUGGAUUUCAUCGGUUGUUCUCAAAGACAUCGUCGAUAAUCGGAAUAAAGAUAGAAAUAUACCAUCAAAUCUGACAGAAAUGUACAUCCACUAUCUUCUCAUUCAGACUGGACUGAGUCACAAGAAAUAUGAAGGGAAAGAGCUGUCUCAACCAGACGCUCUCCAGAAACAUAAAGAAGUGAUUAUGAAACUGGCAGAGCUGGCAUACAGACAGCUGAAGGAACAGAAUGUCAUCUUCAGAGAAGAAGACUUGAAGAAAUAUGAUAUCACUGUUGAAGAAGCGUCUCAGUAUCCCGGCGUCAUUACCUGCGUCUCAGUUCGCAAACGUCUGUUUUACGAGAGCAAACUUUUCAGCUUUGUCCAUCUCAGUGUCCAAGAAUUCUUUGCCGCCAUGUUUGCGCUUCAAAAAUAUCAAUCAGGAAAUCUAGGCUCUCUGGAAUUGAUUACAGCUAAAAAGAAGCAGAAUUCAAAGUCUUUGAGUGAUUUUCUCAAAAUUUUGAUUGAUGAGGCCUUGAAAAGCAAUAAUGGACACUUGGACCUCUUUAACUGUUUUGUCUUUGGGAUUUCUUGUGAUUCCAGCAGACAGUUACUUGAAGGAUUCCUGCCUUCGGUCUGGAGCAGUAGUUCAGAUGGUCACAGAAAGGUGGCCAUGUACAUAAAGUCUCUGAAGAGGAAAGGUCUGUCUUCUGAGAGAUGCAUCGGUCUCGUUCGUUGCCUGGUGGAGCUCAAGAACCCGUCACUUUUGCAGGAAAUGCAUGAGCUUGAACGCUCACAGUGCAAAGAGCCCCUCACACCGUUUCAGUGCACGCUUCUGGCUUACCAGUUUGUGAUGUCAAACACAAAACACCAUGAGUUUGACAUCAGAAAAUACAACAUCUUAGAUGGGUUUCAGAGAUUCUCCCCAGCCAUCACAAGCUUCGGAAAGGCUCUGCUCAAGGGAAGUGGCUUUACAGAGCAUCACUGUGAGAUCCUGACACGUUACCUGACUUCACCACACUCUCACCUGACUCAUCUCGAUCUCAGCCACAAUGCUCUGGAUCUGUCCGCACUGCAGCGGCUUUCCACAGCGCUCUGUGAUCCCAACUGCCAGAUUGAGAUUCUGAACCUCAGCCACAAUAACUUCCUGGGUCAGGCCAUGGAGCAGAUCAGGGAUGUGCUCUCUGGAGAAAACAUGAAUCUGAGAGUCCUGGACCUCAGCGACAAUCCUCUACAGGAUCCAGGAGUGGAAAUCCUCUCAGAUGGACUGAAGAGCCCCAACUGUCAUCUUGAAGUUCUGAAGCUUUCAGGCUGUCAGAUUAAAGGAGGAGUUUAUCAACUAAUGUUGUCUUUGAAAGUCAAUUCCUCAUAUCUGAAAGAGCUGGACCUAAGCUAUAAUGAUCUUGGAAACAUUGGACAACAAAAUCUACAGCAUGAUCUGUCCUCACUGAGUAUUUCCUCUGGAGGAGAAUGCCGUGACCUACCAGGACUGGAUAAAUAUUUUGUAGCACUCACCUUUGACCCUCAGACGGUUAAUGAACACCUCUAUCUGAGCGAGAACAACACUGUCACUCGUCAGAAAGAGAAACAGCAACUUCCUGCUAACGGCGAGAGAUUCGACUUGUGCAACCAGGUCCUGUGCCGCCAGCCUCUGAUUGGACGCUGCUUCUUUAGGGUGGAUGUGAUUGGCUCAGAUGUGCAUGUGGGCGUGGCCUGUAAGGGAAUGGGGAGGAAGGGAGCGGGUGACGCAGUAUGUCUGGGACACAAUAAAAUGUCGUGGAGUUUAUGGUUGUCAGAUAAUUUAUGUGUGGCUCAUCACAACAAAAAGACUGUAUUAAUCCAAUCGGAGUCCGUCAGAAAACUGGGAGUGUUUGUGGACCGGGACGCUGGUUCCAUUUGCUUCUAUAUGUCGAGUCCACAGCAUAAACUCUUGUACAUGUUUGAUGCAGAUUUUCCUCAGGACGAGGAGCUUUAUGCUGCGUUCAGGAUUCAGGAGCCAAACAGCUCAGCCGUUCUCAUGCAAGAAUCACGAUAAAUGUAUGUACAAUUACUGUCUGUGAUCGAUUCCUCAGAUCCGGAGAGAUGUAUGUGAUCAGACUUGAACCUAACCAACAAAAAACAGCGGCAAGUGUGAAAAAUUCCAUCAGUCAUCAUGAACACUGAACCAGGCUUUGCUACAUCAGUUAAAUGUCUUGAGUUCAUUUUAUCAAAAAUACAUUUGGUUUAAUUGGAUCUAAUGUAGUUUCUGUUCAUUGGACUGAUUAUUUUAAUAUCCUGUAAUCAACAUACUGACUGUAAAUAUUACAAUUAUUUGUAAUCAUUAUUA
Carassius carassius (crucian carp) is the source of this 3397-nucleotide messenger RNA. Its product is annotated as NACHT, LRR and PYD domains-containing protein 3-like. The transcript has 6 exons. The record is from RefSeq and is a predicted model, not a curated record. The coding region runs from base 170 to 3106 and encodes 978 amino acids. NCBI's taxonomy places the organism in Eukaryota, Metazoa, Chordata, Actinopteri, Cypriniformes, Cyprinidae. Gene Ontology annotation, molecular function: protein binding.